CAUGUGAGCGAGCAAGAUGGCGGCGCCCACGGGGAGGGCGUGAGGUGGGAGGAGCCAUGUUGCAAGCUGCGGGAGCUGCUCGGUGAGGGCGGCGGGGCCGUGUCCGUCCGUACGGCUCAAGGAUCCCAAAGCACGGGUUUGGGCACCCUCCUCGGGCGGCCUGAAGGGAUCCCGGUGAGAUCCGGCCCGCUCUCUCGGCUCCUGCAUCCUGCCAAGCCCGAACCGAAGCAGGCUCAGUCCCAGAGUAAAACGUGUAGGAAAAGAAGCACUUGAAUCACUGGACUCCAAGUGUAAUCAAGAAGGGUUGGCCUGAGGUGGCUACUGAGAUCCUCUUAUCACUUUUUGCCCCCCUCAGGACAGGGAGAAGGACUUCAAGAUGACAGGAAGAGAGUUUCUUGAACUAGAUUCUCCACAGCAAAGACUAAUUUUGGAAAGAUUUAAGCGGAUGGAAAUCAUACAAAAGAUGUUCAAUGAGCUUCCUAAAUCAGAUCAGAACCUUUGUAAUCAUGGAAAAUACUUCCUAGCAGCAAAUUCAAGCUUAUGUGGCUUAGCAGCAAAUAAUUUCUUCAGGAGCAUCCUACAUGUCAGAAAGGCUUCCCUGGUGUCUGCUAUGCCAAUGGCUGUCAUUCCAUUUCUUUCAACAGCAGUAGUUUAUGAAGCUUUCGUUCAUGACCCUUUAUUUUCAGGUCAGCUGAACUGUGAGGUCUGUGCUGUGAUCAGAGGAGGAUUAGUAGGUGCUGUUGUGGGUGGUUUCUAUCCCAUUUUCCUGGCUAUCCCCUUGAACGGAAGCCUUGCAGCCAGGUAUAUGUCAACUCCCUUGCCAGGGAAAGAAAACUUGUUACGCUACUGGCUCACAACUUCUCAGCCUGUCUUUAGGAAGAUGAGUCUGGGUAUACUGGUACAGGCUCUGACUGGAUUAUAUCUUGCCACUAAACAGCACGGAAUAUAUAUCAAAAUGCUGCUGCAGAUGAACAGUAGCAGGGAUCCUGAAGAGCUACCUGAAUGAAGUAAAGCAACUUUUCAAUUGCCUUGGAUAAGUAACCAUAAUAAACAAGAAAAAUAAGU
This is a messenger RNA of Motacilla alba alba, 1065 nucleotides long. RefSeq names its product transmembrane protein 126A-like. Gene Ontology annotation, cellular component: mitochondrion. The transcript is spliced from 7 exons. The coding region runs from base 377 to 1006 and encodes 209 amino acids. Lineage: Eukaryota; Metazoa; Chordata; Aves; Passeriformes; Motacillidae. The record is from RefSeq and is a predicted model, not a curated record. Gene Ontology annotation, biological process: mitochondrial respiratory chain complex I assembly.